ACAGCCGAAAUAUGAGCCGGGGUCGGUCGGUUAUAUAGCGGGUGUAGAAGUACAUCCGGGUCAAACGAGAAGAAUAGGAAAGAAGAGAAUUGGAAUGCACGGGAGCUUCUUUAUUGAUAUUGCUCAAUAAUCAGCUGAUCGCCUGGAAGGAGGUGAAGGAUUUUCUAUAAACCAGUUGGGCAGGCGCCUGUGCUCUAGAGUUUCUUGUGCACAGGAGAAGCAACCAGUAUAGUCUCAGCCAGUAGAGUCUCAGCCAGUAUAGUCAACCAGUAUAGUCUCAGCCAGUAUAGUCAGCCAGUAUAGUCUCAGCCAGUAUAGUCUCAGCCAGUAGAGUCUACCAGUAUAGUCUCAGCCAGUAUAGUCAGCCAGUAUAGUCUCAACCAGUAUAGUCAGCCAGUAUAGUCAACCAGUAUAGUCUCAGCCAGUAUAGUCUCAACCAGUAUAGUCUCAGCCAGUAUAGUCUCAGCCAGUAUAGUCUCAGCCAGUAUAGUCUCAGCCAGUAUAGUCAGCCAGUAUAGUCAGCCAGUAUAGUCAGCCAGUAUAGUCAGCCAUGGCUCUCAGUGUCCCAGGGCUCAUCAUGAUGGUGGCUUUCUACCUGCUGGUGUUGGGAAUCGGCAUCUGGGCGUCUUUGAAGUCUAAGCAGAUGGAGAAGAAGAGCCCAGGUGGACGGGUGGAGGUUUCUUUUUUGGCCAACCGGAGUGUGAGCUUGGUGGUGGGGGUUUUCACAAUGACUGCUACUUGGGUUGGAGGUGCUUUUAUUAUUGGGAUUGCAGAGUUGGUUUAUGACCCCACUAAGGGUCUAAUCUGGGCUCUGGUUCCUCUGCAAACGUCCAUCGCAUUUGUCAUCGGUGGAAUGUUCUUUGCAAAGCCAAUGAGGGAGAACAAUUACAUCAGUAUGAUGGAUCCGUUCCAGAGGAAGUAUGGAAAAGGACUGACUGCGGCUCUUGCCGUUGUUCCAGUCAUGACUGAAGUUGUCUGGAUUCCUGGUUUACUCAUUUCCUUGGGAGCGACCAUGAGUGUGGUCAUCGAUCUGCCCUUCAGUGUGUGCGUGUGGAUCUCUGCCGUGGUCGCCAUCAUCUACACCGUGCUCGGAGGUCUCUAUUCAGUCGCUUACACCGAUGUCAUCCAGAUCUCACUGGUGUUUCUGAGCUUGUGGCUGUGUGUCCCUUUUGUUCUGACGAGUGACGUUUAUACUGACAUCAGUGAAACGGCGUUCAACCGCACAUACGGGGGCCCCUGGGUUGGCCGGCUUGAGUAUGAUGACGUCGGGAUAUGGAUUGAUAAUUUUCUAGUGAUGACUUUGGGCAAUAUGGCCAUUCAGGAUUUCCAUCAGAGGACGCUGUCCUCCCGCUCCACUGCCACAGCCAGGAUCAUCUGUUUCAUAGCAGCAGGAGCUGUCAUCGUUGUAGGAAUCCCAUCUGUGCUGAUCGGAGCUGUUGCGGCUUCGACAGACUGGAACGCCACCUCAUACGGUUCUCCUUCUCCAUACGAGCGAGGGGAGUCGGCCAUGGUGUUGCCCAUCAUCCUUCAGAAUUUAACCCCGACCUACAUCUUUGCUUUUGGCAUCGGAGCGAUUGCUGCUGCAGUGAUGUCAUCUGCUGACUCUUACCUUCUGUCUGCAACCACCAUCUUCACCACCAACAUCUACCAGACCAUCAGGAGCCAGGCGUCUGAUAAAGAGCUGCAGUGGGUGAUCCGUCUCUCCAUCGUGGUAGCAGGACUUGUGGGAACGUCCCUCACCUACCUGGACAGCAGCAUCAUGGUGUUCUGGAUCCUGGGCGCCGAUCUGACCUACACCAUCAUGCUCCCACAGCUGAUCUGCGUCCUCUUCAUCCGGGUUUCCAACGGUUACGGGGCCGUUGCAGGCUAUGUUGUUGCCUUUGUCAUGAGGGUUUUGUGCGGAGAGCCCGUGUUCAAGCUUCCUGUCAUCCUCGCUUUCCCAGGGUGCACUUUAGAGGACGGCGUUUACGUUCAGCGCGCUCCGUUCAAGACCAUCUGCAUGCUGUCUGCUCUGACCUCCAUCCUGGUGUUUUCAUAUGUGGCCUCUCUGCUGUUUAACAAGGGGAUCCUUCCUGAGAGGUGGGACGUGUUCAAGGUGAAAUCACAGGAAGAACUACGACCAGCAGAGGGCGCCAGAGAGGCUGAUGACGAAAAGACUGGUCUAGAUGAUAAACUUGCCUGUGGACCAAUGCUGAACACAAAAUUCUAGUUUCUUUUGUUUUUCUACGUGUCUUUGUUGGGUUGUAGAUGCUCCUGCUUAUGUAGUUUAUUCUGCUCCUAUAGGGCACACCAAAAGGAUCUAUCCAAGAGGCGUAUGUGUUUGUCGUUCUGCAGAAAACUUCACAAAGAAAGUUUCAUGCAAGGAUUUUAAUUGUCCAGUGCUAUGUCAAAGCAUUUCUCUGUUGCAUUGGACUCUAUACAAAAGGUUUUUUUUUUGUUUUUCUACUGAAGUAUACGCUGCAACUCUAUCACUAUGCAGAACUGGAGGUGAACUGUCCCUUCAGGGAUGAGUAGGAUUCAUAUCUGAAAUGAGACAGUAGAUGAUCCUGAGUUUUCAUGAUGAGUUGACGCAUUAUCAGGGGUGUUUUGGUGCUUUUUCAUGUCAAUCAUGGCAGUUAUAUUAUUAGUCAUUGCUUUAUAUUUAUGAUUCUUUUUUGGUAUGUUUAAAUUUGGGCUCUAAUAUUAUUAUAUCCACAUUAUGAUGGUUUACUGUUAAACAUCAAUAACAUGUUCAAAUGGGCCUUUUUU
This is a messenger RNA of Anoplopoma fimbria (sablefish), 2748 nucleotides long. RefSeq names its product high-affinity choline transporter 1-like. Gene Ontology annotation, molecular function: choline:sodium symporter activity. The record is from RefSeq and is a predicted model, not a curated record. The coding region runs from base 551 to 2209 and encodes 552 amino acids. Gene Ontology annotation, cellular component: plasma membrane. The transcript is spliced from 8 exons. Gene Ontology annotation, biological process: transmembrane transport; acetylcholine biosynthetic process; choline transport. Lineage: Eukaryota; Metazoa; Chordata; Actinopteri; Perciformes; Anoplopomatidae.